AUGAUCACACUAGUAACUCUUCACCCAGUUGGAUCGAUAGUUCUGAUGUAUAGAUAUCCAGAAUUUUUAGAAAUAGAUUACAAUGAACCAUCGCUAUUCAUAACUGAAACCAUGAGCUAUGUGGCUUACAUAAUGAUACCUCUUACAACAUCAAUCUGCUUAUUUUUUAACAGAGACCUUUGGAUAUCCUUCAUGAUCAAAAUAAAAAAACUUCAAUCCAGAUUUGAUACUAAACAAAUACGUGUAUCGAAAAAAUUUCUGCUGCUUUUUGCGACCCUUCACUGUAUGGAAAUAAUCAAUAUCUCCACUCAACUCACAUGGGAACAUAAAGAUUAUAGAAUAACUUUAUACUUUUACAUUUAUGAAUUCGGUUUACUUUACAUACAUUUACUGUUCGUCUUAUUCAAUCAAUUUAUAUGCAAUUGUUACAAGAAUAUCGACAAAAAGUUGAAAGAAAGGUGUGAAUUUGCAAUUGAAAAUAAAUUUAUAUCGACUAGUAGUGAUGCUAAAACCGUUUUGAAGAUUAAGGAAUAUUUUAAAUUGUACGUGGAAACUUCUAGCAUGGUUAAAGAUGUCAAUAGAUUAUUUGGAUGGAUAAUAAUAAUAAUUUUCUUUUAUACAUUGGCUAAUUCGGUGGAUAUUUUGAAUUGGUAUAUAAAUGGAGAAACGAUCAUUAAUCCAGACUUAUUAGAUUUGAUAAUAACAAUAAUAUUUGCAGCAUGCACAAUACUUUCUUGUAAUUGUACAGUUAACAAAGGAAAGCACAUUUUGCACACUGCUUAUGCAAUGGAAGAAUGCUUCGGUAUGAAUUCUAUUAUAAGAUUAAAAUUAUUGGAGAUAGCUGAAUUAGCAGAACACUACUUACCAAGAUAUUCUGUUCUUGGUUUGUUUGACAUCAACAAAAGCACAAUCAUAUCGUUGAUAUCAAUUUUAAGCACAUAUAUGUUAGUUGUGAUUCAAUUUAAUAUAUCUUAA
This is a messenger RNA of Psylliodes chrysocephalus, 975 nucleotides long. The record is from the annotation of a GenBank genome assembly. NCBI's taxonomy places the organism in Eukaryota, Metazoa, Arthropoda, Insecta, Coleoptera, Chrysomelidae.